Molecule: messenger RNA, 829 nt
Organism: Aegilops tauschii subsp. strangulata
Lineage: Eukaryota; Viridiplantae; Streptophyta; Magnoliopsida; Poales; Poaceae
Source: RefSeq, a predicted model, not a curated record
AUUGAAAAUAACAAAAUCAGUGAAAUUAGAAAAACUAUAUGCUCGUUAAACGACUUGUCAUUAAGCUUCAUCUUCCUCGCCUUGACUUAUCCUCCCGCUGCUCUAGAUGCAGUCGUCGGCGCCACCAGCCUUUACCUCUACAUAUGGUGUAGGCGCGCAGCACUUCAGCAUCCAAUGCCCUUGUCCAGUGGAGCCCAACUCCAUAUCCCCUCGACCCCCCGUCUCGGAUUCUCGCACGGGUACGGCGGCGAGCCCGCGCAAGUCUCUGAACUGGGAUGCAGAGCAGCGCGACGCACGAGUACCGCUCCGCGCCGGACUAGGAGCAUGGCAGCACGUGAGUGUAGGGAGACGGGCGCAUACCAAGAAGUGAAUCAUGACCUUGCUGAGAAGGUGAUGGACACACCGAAUAGUCGGCAUUCAGGGUCAAUAGCUUCUCAUGAUGGAACCAGUGGCACUUUAGAUUUGAAGAGUCACAUGAGCUCUUGUGGUGCUAGGCAUGCACCAAUAGGCCCAAAGCAACAAAAGUUAAGGUUGAGAAAGGUUGAUGAUGGAAACGCCAAUUUGGAGAAUAUUAUUUUUGAUCAAGAUGUUGCCAGGAAAGAGCUUCCACUAAUGAUUUGUGUUCAUGAGUACCCUCUAUCUAUGGUUGGUCACUUGGGUUUCAGAAAUUUUGUUCAACAUGACAUCCAAUGUUUAGAAUGGUAGUUAUGCUUAUUUGAUGUUAUGUUAUUUUGUGAGAAUUUGAGAGGUUAUGUGGCGAUCUGCACUUGUACUAUGUCAUUUUGUGAGAAUCUAAGAGCUUAUUUGAUGUCAUGCACUUGUGCUAUGU